AAUUAUGUGGAGAAGGAAUUGGUUGGACAGAGAUUGGAGGCAACGGUUGAUAGACUUGAAAAUGAAGGCAUCGAUGCAAAGGAAGGAAGGGAUGACUUCUUGGAGUUAAUGUUAGAGCAUUAUGUGAGAAACCCUUCGUCCAUGAGUUGGUCGGUAUGUAUGUAUGAAAUCGGGGACUUAGUUGGGGGCCACUCGGCGGUCGGAAACCUAUUGAUGCGUUUGAUUGGAUUCGUGGCACUCAAUCCCAACGUUCAGAACCAGCUCUACAUUGAGGCGAAGAAUGCACUGAAAAGGCGUCCAAACGAUGAGGGGAUCAUUAAUUUAGAGCACCGGCCGGUUAUGCCUUUAACUGAAGCCAGUAUUCUAGAGACACUUCGUCUGACAUCCUCACCAAUUGUGCCGCACGUCAACAAAGUGGACGCAACCCUUCAAGACUAUGAUAUAGAGAAGGGAACAAUGAUAUUAUUCAACACAUAUUACCUGAAUAUGUCUGCGGAGUACUGGUCGGAUCCACAACAGUUCAAACCGUCGCGUUUCGUGUCUUCGAGUGGAAGUGUUAGCCAUAUAUCAAAACCGGACCACUUUUUCCCCUUCUCAAGUGGACGUCGCGCGUGUUUGGGUUACAAAAUGGUUCAAACGAUUACAUUCACAGCAAUCGCUAAUUUGGUUCUCAAUUUCGAAAUCUCUGCCCUAAAUGAUGAACAACGCUCUGAAAUGAGCCGACAAUUGGCCCCAAAAGGCUGUCUGGCAUUGGAUUUGUCAGACAAAUGCUUUAAGGUUUCCCUAAGUCCAAGGCCUGAGAAA
This is a messenger RNA of Oppiella nova, 804 nucleotides long. NCBI's taxonomy places the organism in Eukaryota, Metazoa, Arthropoda, Arachnida, Sarcoptiformes, Oppiidae. The record is from the annotation of a GenBank genome assembly.